AUGGCCCCGCUGGCUCCGGAGGCACCGGUGUCCGGCUCGGCUGCUGAGGUCUCCAAAGCUCAGGAGCCCCUAGUCUCCCAGGCUAAGGUAACGAUGCCGCCUCCUCCCCCUCCUACUGCACCGCUGGCUCCAGGUCCUUCUGCCUCCCCUGACGUCUUGGAGUGCGCUCUUUCUGAGAUGACCCGGCUGCGAGAAGACCUUCAGGGCGCCGACCCCCACCUGGUAGCUGGGCAUGUGGAGCUAGUCUCUGGCUGGCUUCAUUCUGAUGUGUCCGUUCGGGCGGUGCUGAGCCAUGCCGUGGCGACCUCCGAGAAGGAGAAGCAGGCCACCGCCCAGGCAGCGGCCGCUCGCAAGGCGGCACUGAAGGAAGUCGAGGCCGCCAAGAAUCGCUGCCAGGUGCUGGAGGCUGAGGGCCGCGACGCCGAGCUGGAGGAGUUGGCGAAAGCGCAGGCCGCGGAACGCAGCCGGCUGAAGAAGCUGGAACAGAAGGUGGAGGCGGGGAAGGCUGAUCUUGACGCCAAGGCGAAGGUCCUGGCUGAGCACCGCGAGGCCUUCAAGCUCCUCGAGUUGAGGGCUCGGAAGGCGCUGCAGUCGCUGCAGUCGCUCUACGAGAAGGGCUUGAAGGAGCUGCUGGCCACCAGCAACGAGGGCCCUGCCCAGCUGCUUCCUUAUCUGGUUGAUGCGCUUGAGGACGUCGUGAGCGGUAUCGGCCCCAUGGCAGAGGGGGAAGCCCGCGUUCUUUCCUCGGCCGCGUUGACGCGCGUGCUCAGCAACCUCCAUCUUCGUGACCCCACCGCCCGCCUUGACGAGCUGCUGGAGGCUGUGGACGACAAGCACUGCGCAGCUGCCGCCGCAGCCGUGAAGGGCCAGGUGGAGGCCCGGCUGGAGAAGAUCUGCGCCUUUGCUCCCGCGCCUUCGACCGGUGGUGCUACUGAUCCCGCCACUCCGGUAGGCGGUGCAGGUGAAGGCGAUGCCACCAAGGAAGGAGCAUCCCUUGCAGGCGACAGCAGUGUCCAGGGAUGA
This is a messenger RNA of Aegilops tauschii subsp. strangulata, 1023 nucleotides long. NCBI's taxonomy places the organism in Eukaryota, Viridiplantae, Streptophyta, Magnoliopsida, Poales, Poaceae. The record is from RefSeq and is a predicted model, not a curated record.